This is a messenger RNA of Echinostoma caproni, 807 nucleotides long. NCBI's taxonomy places the organism in Eukaryota, Metazoa, Platyhelminthes, Trematoda, Plagiorchiida, Echinostomatidae. The record is from the annotation of a GenBank genome assembly.
AUGCAAAAUAUCUUAGACGAUGACAAAUGUGGCAAGAAGGACUAUGUGGCAACUGGAGUGGAGCAAGCACUGGUUCUACCUGCAACAAGGGAUGAAACCUGUAAAUGGAAUAUCACCACAACCUCGCACAGAGAAAUUGAAAUAACCAGAGUCCCAAGUACCGCUCCGGUUUCAGAUGAGAUCAACAGCAAGGAUCAGUGCGUUACAGUUUAUAACACAGAUGGUUCACACUGGGAGCUAGGACAAAAGAUUUGUGCCGAGCAAGGAAAAAACCAUUUCACUGGUGAAGCUGGCAAAGACAUCACUAUUGAGUUUGAGGCUCCAAAAGAUCCUAGUCAAAUGAUGUCCAAUUUCAAGGUUUACUAUGUAUAUGAUACAGUGAGCGAUGAAAGAUGUGGUCAGGUUCCUGGAAAACCAACGACCACUGAUCAAUACUUCAUGGUAGCUCAAACUGGAGAUGUCAUUCCAAAAGGCUUGCUCUGUCUGUGGAGCAUUCCAACCAGCGAUGGGAAAGGUAUCCGAGUCAGCUUGGAUGUGCAAUCGCCGAAAACGGACACGCAGUGUGUCGCUGUCGCUAAUGCAGACCAAACCGGAGCAUCGAUUAUCUGUGGCAAACAGCAAAACAACACGUUCACUUCGUCCCCCGGUAAAGGCGCCCUGGUCGCAUAUGCUGACGAAUUGGCAGGAGGGACCCAACAGUCUAACUUCAAAAUACAUUAUCAGUUAGAUGUCGCCACCAAAUCCAUGUUGCCCACAAUGCUUCUCAGUUUAUCUGCUUUGUUCAGCGUGUACGGUCGAGAAUGGUGA